This is a messenger RNA of Cuculus canorus (common cuckoo), 3351 nucleotides long. It is a transcript of the gene THBD, whose product is annotated as thrombomodulin. The record is from RefSeq and is a predicted model, not a curated record. The transcript has a single exon. Gene Ontology annotation, cellular component: external side of plasma membrane; membrane; extracellular matrix. Gene Ontology annotation, biological process: cell migration. Bases 70 to 1722 code for a protein of 550 amino acids. Lineage: Eukaryota; Metazoa; Chordata; Aves; Cuculiformes; Cuculidae. Gene Ontology annotation, molecular function: transmembrane signaling receptor activity; extracellular matrix protein binding; calcium ion binding.
CGGGGCGGGCGCCGGGGACGCCGGAAUGCCAGAGAUUUCCCGAGCCGGUCGGCCCCUCCGCCGCCCGCCAUGCGGCGGCUCCCGCUGCCGCUGCCGCUGCUGCUGGCCGGGCUGGGGCUGGGGCUUGGCGGGGAACCCCUCGCUCCUUCGGGAGCUCAGUGCUUGGAGCACGACUGCUUCGGCAUCUUCUGGGCGGCGCUGCCGUUCGCGGAGGCGAGCGAGGCGUGCGAGCGGGGCGGCGGGCACCUGAUGACGGUGCGCUCCACUGUGGCCGAGGACGCGAUCGCGCUGCUGGUGCAGAACCGCAGCGGGCGGCUCUGGCUGGGGCUGAGCCUGCCCGUCCCUUGCACCGAGCCGGCCAAGAGGCUCCGAGGCUUCCAGUGGGUGACGGGCGAUCGCCGCACCGACUACUCCAACUGGGCGCCGUCGGGGCGGCGGUGCGGGGAGCGCUGCGUGGCGGUGUCGCGGGAGCUGCGCUGGGAGGAGCGGCGCUGCGAGCAGCCCGCCGACGGCUUCCUCUGCGAGUACAACUACGCGGGGAGCUGCCCUCGCCUGCCUCCCGCCGAGGGCAUCCCCGUCGCCUACACCACCCCCUUCGGUGCCCGCGGCGGGGAUUUCCUGGCUUUGCCCCCUCGGAGCGUCGCCGUCAUUCCGGAGAUGGACCUGGAGCUGCGCUGCGAGGAGGAUGGGGAAAGCGGGGUGCUGAGGUGGGGCCACGCCGUCCCUGGGGCUUGGCCCUGCCGCUUGGCCAACGGGGGCUGCGAGGGAGCGUGCAGCGAAGAGGAUGGACGGCCGCGGUGCUCCUGCCCCGACAGCAAGGUGUUGGCACCCGACGGGCGCACCUGCGGCUCGCCCUGUGCUGGGGCGCCGUGCCAGCAUCACUGCGUGGUUGCCGGCUCCAGCUUCCUCUGCAUGUGUGACUCGGGGUACCGUCUGGCCGCUGACGGCAGCAGCUGUGAGGAUGACGAUGACUGCGCUGUGGUGCCGAGUCUGUGCGAACAGGUCUGUGUCAACACCGAGGGUGGCUUCGAGUGCCACUGCCACCAUGGCUACAAGAUGGUGGAGGGGCGCUGCCGGCCUUUUUCCCGCUGCUAUGAGGCACCCUGCAUGCAGCAGUGCGAGGAUGUGCCUGAUGGGUACCGCUGUGGCUGCUCGCCUGGCUAUGCCAUUGACCCACAGGAUCCCACUCGAUGCCUGCUGCACUGCAACCGCAGCCAGUGCGAUGCCGUGUGUGACGAUCACACCUGCGAGUGCCCUGAGGGCUUCUUGCUGGAUGUGGAUGCCGACAAAGGUUUUGUCUGCAUUGACCUUGAUGAGUGCAGCAUGAACUUCUGCCAACAGAACUGCACCAACCACCCUGGUGGCUACGAGUGCCACUGCCACGCUGGCUACCAGCUCCUCAACAAGAACCACUGUGUCAAAACAACAGAGGAGGAGGAGGGGGAGGAAGCAUUCUCAGGAGAUUUCGGGCCUGGACCCCAGACACCCAUCCCCAGCCGGACCCCACCAAAGAUGGAGCAUCUUCACCCUGGCAUGCUGGUGGGCAUUGCUGUGGGUGUCCUCUCUGCGGCCCUGGCCCUGCUGGCCCUGGGGUACCACCUGGCAAAGAAGCGCUGCAGACCCCCCACGACCAUGGAUUACAAGUGCAGUGGCCCCCACGAAAAGGAGAUGGGACUUCAGCCGGUUGCCUCGAGGUGUACCACCUCUGGCCAGAAACUGUAGGGAAACUGGGAUGGACAGAGAGAGGGAGGUGGAUGACACUGAAUAGCAUUUACUUUCCCCCUGCCAAUUUUUUGAUGAUAAAGAGAGUUUGGGAAAAGCUAUGAUCACCCUCCCUUCCAAAAAUACUCACUGCUUUCCAGUCAGCUCUUAGUAAACUCGUACCAGAGAGCGGGGAAAGUAGAAGGCAUGGAGCACUACUCCAUUGUUGCUCCCUUCCCAGACAGUGGCAAGUGUUUGGCUUUCCUUUCCCCAAGGCAGCAGCUGGGUAGUGAGGUCUUCAAGUAAAAAGCAUGAGUGUGUUACAGGAGGGAUGUCUCCACCUGGAACUGUUUAAAUAUACAUCAGCUAUGGGACAAGAACAUGCCUGCCACAACUGGAUGAGUCGUCGUGGACCAUGGAAGGUCACUUGGCCCCAAAUCCCCCUCUCCUCAUCCAGGGGCGAUGAGGGGCUGGGAUUUUCCUGCCUUUGUCUGAGUUUGGUUUAGUUGUUUUUUAAAUUGAUGGGUGAUGGAAGAAGGAGCAAAGAUCUUGUGGUUAGCACUCUGCCUUGCUUCUUUGACCCCCUUUGCCUCCCUUCUCUGCCCUCCUUCGCGUUUUUGUCAGAAAUCUCAAUUUUUGUUUUUCCCACUCCUAUCUUUUGCCUCUCACCUCUGGCAGCUGAGCACUUUUUAUCUUGAAUCAUGAGCGACAGCGGGGACCCUGCCAGUCACCGUGUGUGGGUAAAAUGCCAGAUUUCUAUUCCCUCUUACCAUUUUGGGGUGAUUUUGAGGGGGCACAGAUGUUAAAUAGGGAUACCAAGAAAACCAGGGCGAUUUUUUUCUGUGUUAGGAAAGGUCAUUUGCAGCACUGGGGAACUUUGCAUUUGUUGUUCAAUUUCCUCCAUGACUUUCUGUAACUGUUGGGUUAAACUGUUUGGACUUUUUUCUACAAACCCGCUUAAGCAGCCCCUCCUGUCAAAAGGCUUUUUUUUCCUGGUUUUCUUUUAAUCUUGUCCAGGACUGAGUCUAAUCCAUGUUGAAGCCCAUGACAAAACUUUCCUGGGGGGCAGGAUCUUGUCCGUUGCUUACUUUCCAGCCCCAGACUGUGGGAAAUCUGGGAAAGUAUUUUAUGCUUUUUUUUUUUUCCAGCUACAUCAUUCGGUGGGGAGACAAGGGGCAGCUCGGCAAAGCCAGCGUGCUGCUGGGCAGAGCUGGGGGGUCCUGCUUUGGCAGUCAUGGGGAGGCAAAUCCAGCAUCUGUUGGUGCCAGUACUGGGUAAGCGGUGGAGCGGGUGCUGAAAGCUUUACGCCCAUGAAAUAUCAACCCGCAGUAGUGCUUAGCUUUCCCGCAGAAGUUUUGCAAGCCUGGGGUCAGAACUUGGGAGGGCUGGAUGCUGCAGAAGGGCUGCAGAACUCGGGGAAGGAGAGGGGGGUUGUGUCCCCCUACAUCUUCCCUUACGUGCGGCGUUUCCCCUCCUGCUAUAAUAGAGCUACAUUGCAGCCUCCAAGGAAAAUAAAGACAUUGUAUAAACUGUAGCUUUCCUAAUGUAAAUGGUUCAGCCCACUGUUUUAUACACCCGGCACAUUUGUAAAUACUUAUUUAUUUAUUGGAAAUAUACCCUACGCAAUGCACAAUCACAUGGUGAUUUUGU